Messenger RNA from Pedinophyceae sp. YPF-701, 1026 nucleotides. The record is from the annotation of a GenBank genome assembly. Lineage: Eukaryota; Viridiplantae; Chlorophyta; Pedinophyceae.
AUGCGCGGGCGGGCGGGAGGACAGCUCCGAAGAGUGUUGUCUGUCUUCCGCGCCGCGGAUCACCGCAGAAGCGUUUGGACAGGUCGAGAUGGGAGGACGCACUUCAAAGGGAGCGGCCCGCGGUGGCAGGACCCCGAGCGCGUUCGGUUCUACCUCGGAGCGUCUGCAGCCGCAGUUGCCUUGUACGGGGCCUUCUGCUACAAGAACUCGCAGGUGGUGCCAUACAGCGGUCGGUCGCACGUCGUGAUGACGAGCCCGCGAACGGACGCAUAUCUCGGCGACAGAGCAGCGGUUCAGAUCGUCGCACAAGCGCGUCAGCGUGGCGCGCUCCUCCCGCCGCACCACAAGCUUUCGAUGCUCGUGCAGCGCGUCGGCGAGGCACUGACGCGCGUCGUCGAGGAGGGCGCUCGGAAGGGCGAGGGGGGUGGGUUCCAGGAGCACCUCGCGAGCGUCCAGUGGCGGUUCUACGUGAUCGACGAGCCUGUUGCCAACGCGUUUGCGACAGCUGGCGGCUCCGUGGUCAUAUACACGGGGCUCAUCAACCUGAUGCAGAACGUCGACGACCUCGCCGCGGUGAUGGCCCACGAGCUCGCGCACAUCGUGGCCCGGCACAGCGGCGAGCGCAUGACCAGGUCGCUCAUGUCGAUGCCCGCGCAAAUCUUCAUCUCGCUGGGGGCCGGCCUGCCUCCAGGCUUCGGGUCCGUGUUUCUGGAGCUGCCGCAGAGUCGUCAGAACGAGAUGGAAGCGGACAGCAUCGGUCUGCAGAUCAUGAGCAAGGCGUGCUUUGACCCCGCGGCGAUGGGCCGUGUGUUCGCCGCGCUGGACAUCGCGGCCAAGAAGUCCAUGGGAGGGACGCCGCCCAAGCUGCUCAGCACGCACCCGCCGAGCAAGGACCGCGUCAAGGCCGCCGCGGAGCAGGCUCCAUCGUCACUGCCCCUGACGCAGAAUGCAAGGUGUUUCGACUUCAGGCGGAGACUCGGCCUGACUCCCAUCGGCGACGUCACCGGGGCACUGCCCGGUUGGUGA